AUGAAUCAACUUCCUCUUGAUUUCAACGAUCUGAGGGAUGUCUGGAUAGUAACCAAGGGCGACUGGCAGCGUAGCUGGCGCAACGUCAGGAGACUCGAAGCUGUUGGCCGCGACAUAAUAUACGCUGCCCCCGGUCUUAAUUUCUAUCAUACAACGGAUCGCUUUUUAUCAAUGAAGAAAAUCUUGCAACAAAAGUUGAUAACCUGGGAAGUUGGACAGGAACCUUCCCUCCAAGUCAUCCGUUCAUUCGACUUACUUGCACUGCUCUGUGACCACCGACGUAGUUCGAUAUUGCCUUGGGACAUAUUCUCGCCGUGGGUGGUACGGUUCCGCCUCCAUCGAUUUGUCACGAGGGCAAAGGGUCCAGUCCAGCUCGGUGGGAUGACCUACGGAUAUGAACCCGAUUUCUCCCAGUACAUGAAGUCACAAACAGAGGGUUAUUCACUUCCUCCACAGCCCCCGUCUCCCUAG
This is a messenger RNA of Laccaria bicolor S238N-H82, 471 nucleotides long. RefSeq lists its product as uncharacterized. NCBI's taxonomy places the organism in Eukaryota, Fungi, Basidiomycota, Agaricomycetes, Agaricales, Hydnangiaceae. The record is from RefSeq and is a predicted model, not a curated record. The transcript is spliced from 3 exons. The coding region runs from base 1 to 471 and encodes 156 amino acids.